AUGGCUGAUGUGCUCUCGACUUGUUUCUGCUACUGCAAGGCAAUCAGGUUAGCAGCUGUUGGUGCUACCGCCAGCGCAGCGACGAGACCCGAGGCGAUGCGUUGCGAUGCGCUGCGAUUCGACACGAUCGGGAUACUCUGGUGGCAGGUACCGCAUACCUGCUCAAGCUGCUGCACCUGCCCGCCUGGCGAGCUUGUCCUCCCGGCCAGGCCUUGUACCCCCGUUGCACCCACGAACGCCUCCAGCGGGUGCAAGUACCUGUACCUGUGCCUGUGCUCGCGCUGCUGGCCCGUCCAUUGGCCCGCAGCCAAGGCACGGCGAAAUGAGUGGCUGGUGCAGGAAGGCGCGCGGGCAAUCGGAAGGGCCAACGCGAGGCCCUUUCGGGGCGCUGAUUGGCUGCGAGCGGAGCCCCAGCAGUUCCCAGCCGGUGUCUCUGUCUUCAUUUCUUUUAUCGGAAGCUGCUCACCGGAGGUGGCGGUACCGGUACACGACAGCUCGUACCGGAGCAAUCUCUCCCAAGAGCCACAAUCGUCCUGCGGAAGCCACGGUAACGGUACGAGCAGCUGCCUGAAGGAUCCAUGGGAAGAACCGGCAGGGCAAAAGGUUCAUGUCAUGUUCCCUCGGAGCCUUGCUGCGCUGCGUUGCGUGUACACGCCUGAGGUAGUGGUACUAGCCCCGCUAGCGCUGGCCCGUGCGCCGCUCGACCUGCUGCGGACUCCCGAGCACACGGUGCGACGACUGCAGGACGCUCGAAACCGGACACUAUGCGCUGUGCAACACCACGGCAUGCAUCGCACAGUGCAGCGCUGCGUCGCGAACCCGCGGCUCACACGGCCACGCCCCUCUGCGCCCCCGGCCGUGAUGGCGCCACCCAGGCGGCGGUAUCAGUACUCGGCCCAGCCUCCAACUUUGCCCGCGCCGCAAAGUAUCACCAACCUCGCCAUCCUCAAGCCUCAUCAACACACGCCCCCCACCCCCCCUCUGAGUGUGCGCCGCCCCACUCUUCCUGCCGCCAAGCUUUUCCCGUGCCCUCGUCACUGA
Trichoderma virens Gv29-8 is the source of this 1041-nucleotide messenger RNA. RefSeq lists its product as uncharacterized. The record is from RefSeq and is a predicted model, not a curated record. NCBI's taxonomy places the organism in Eukaryota, Fungi, Ascomycota, Sordariomycetes, Hypocreales, Hypocreaceae. The transcript is spliced from 3 exons. The coding region runs from base 1 to 1041 and encodes 346 amino acids.